GAGGGGCCCCGAGGCGGGAGGAAAGCUGCGAUGAGGUCCGUGCUGACGUGGAAAGAUAAAGUCGAUCAGUGUGUCUAUGACCUUGCAUUUAAGCCCGAUGGAACGCAACUGAUUCUGGCUGCAGGAAACAGAUUACUGGUUUAUGAAACCUCGGAUGGCACCUUGGUUCAGCCCCUCAAGGGACACAAGGACACCGUGUACUGUGUGGCCUAUGCUAAGGAUGGCAAGCGCUUUGCCUCGGGAUCAGCUGAUAAAAGCGUUAUUAUCUGGACGUCAAAACUGGAAGGCAUUCUCAAGUACACGCACAGCGACUCGGUGCAGUGCGUCUCCUACAACCCCAUCACACACCAGCUGGCGUCCUGCUCCUCCAACGACUUCGGCCUGUGGUCUCCUGAACAGAAGUCUGUCUCCAAGCACAAAUCAAGCAACAGGGUCACCUGCUGCAGCUGGACAAAUGACGGUCAGUACCUGGCCCUGGGGAUGUUCAACGGGGUCAUCAGCAUCCGGAACAAGAACGGCGAGGAGAAAGUCAAGAUCCAGAGGCCCGGGGGCUCCCUGUCCCCAAUAUGGUCCAUUUGCUGGAACCCAUCAAGAGAGGAGCAUAAUGACAUCCUGGCUGUAGCUGACUGGGGACAGAAACUCUCCUUCUACCAACUGAGUGGAAAGCAGAUCGGGAAGGACCAGUCGCUGAACUUUGACCCCUGCUGCCUCAGCUACUUCACUAAAGGGGAGUACAUUUUGCUGGGGGGGUCAGACAAGCAAGUGUCCCUUUAUACCAAGGACGGAGUGCGGCUGGGCACUAUCGGGGAGCAGAACUCCUGGGUGUGGACCUGUAAAGUGAAGCCCGAUUCCAACUAUGUGGUGGUCGGCUGCCAGGAUGGCACCAUCGCCUUCUACCAGCUCAUUUUCAGCACAGUUCACGGGCUCUACAAGGACCGCUAUGCCUACAGGGACGGCAUGACGGACGUGGUGAUCCAGCACCUGAUCACGGAGCAGAAAGUUCGUAUUAAAUGCAAAGAGCUUGUCAAGAAGAUUGCCAUCUACAAAAAUCGAUUAGCGAUUCAGCUGCCAGAGAAGAUCCUCAUCUACGAGUUGUAUUCCGACGACUCCUCGGACAUGCAUUACCAGGUGAAGGAGAAGAUUCUCCGGAAGUACGACUGCAACCUGCUGGUGGUGUGCACGGACCACAUCAUCCUCUGCCAGGAGAAGCGCUUGCAGUGCCUGACCUUCACCGGGGUCAAGGAGCGCGAGUGGCAGAUGGAGUCUCUCAUUCGCUACAUCAAGGUGAUCGGUGGCCCUUCUGCCAGGGAAGGCCUGUUGGUGGGCCUGAAGAACGGACAGAUCCUGAAGAUCUUUGUGGACAAUCUCUUCGCCAUCGUCCUCCUGAAGCAGGCCACCGCCGUGCGCUGUUUGGACAUGAGCGCGUCCCGGAACAAGCUGGCCGUGGUGGACGAGAACGACACGUGCCUGGUGUACGACGUCCACACCAAGGAGCUGCUCUUCCAGGAACCCAACGCCAACAGCGUGGCCUGGAACACACAGUGCGAGGACAUGCUGUGCUUCUCGGGCGGAGGCUACCUCAACAUCAAGGCCAGCACCUUCCCCGUGCACCAGCAGAGGCUGCAGGGCUUCGUGGUCGGCUACAACGGCUCCAAGAUCUUCUGUCUCCACCUCUUCGCCAUGACGGCCGUGGAGGUGCCGCAGUCGGCUCCCAUGUACCAGUACCUGGACAGGAAGCUGUUCAAGGAAGCCUACCAGAUCGCGUGCCUGGGCGUCACGGACGCCGACUGGCGGGAGCUGGCUAUGGAAGCCCUGGAAGGCUUAGAGUUUGAAACUGCAAAGAAGGCCUUCGCCAGGGUGCAGGACCUGCGGUACCUGGAGCUCAUCAGCAGCAUUGAGGAGAGGAAGAAGCGCGGAGAGACCAACCAGGACGUGUUCCUGGCCGACGUGUUUUCCUACCAGGGCAAGUUCCACGAGGCGGCCAAGCUGUACAGGCGCUGCGGGCACGAGAACCUGGCGCUGGACAUGUACACCGACCUCUGCAUGUUCGACUACGCCAAGGAUUUCCUCGGAUCUGGGGACCCCAAGGAGACCAAGAUGCUGAUCACCAAGCAGGCCGACUGGGCCAGGAACAUCAACGAGCCCAAGGCGGCCGUGGAGAUGUACAUCUCGGCCGGGGAGCACAUCAAAGCCAUCGAGAUCAGCGGGGACCGCGGCUGGAUCGACACGCUGAUCGACAUCGCCCGCAAGCUGGACAAGGCGGAGCGCGAGGCCCUGCUGCUGUGCGCGCACUACUUCAAGAAGCUGGACAACCCGGGCUACGCCGCCGAGACCUACCUCAAGAUCGGCGACCUCAAGUCCCUGGUGCAGCUGCACGUGGACACCCAGCGCUGGGAAGAGGCUUUUGCUCUGGGCGAGAAGCACCCCGAGUUCAAGGACGACAUCUACGUGCCCUACGCGCAGUGGCUGGCAGAGAACGAUCGCUUCGAAGAAGCCCAGAAAGCGUUCCACAAGGCCGGGAGGCAGCGGGAAGCGGUCCAGGUGCUGGAGCAGCUGACGCACAACGCCGUGGUGGAGAGCAGGUUCAACGACGCCGCCUAUUACUACUGGAUGCUGUCCAUGCAGUGCCUCGACAUAGCCCAGGCAGAUCCUGUCCAGAAGGACGCCAUGUUGGCCAAGUUCCACCACUACCAGCACCUGGCCGAGCUGUACCACGGCUACCACGCCAUCCACCGCUACACGGAGGAGCCGUUCAGCUUCCAUCUUCCCGAAACCCUCUUCAACAUCUCCAGGUUCCUGCUGCACAGCCUGACCAAGGACACCCCCCUGGGCAUCUCUAAAGUGAACACGCUCUUCACGCUGGCCAAGCAGAGCAAGGCCCUGGGCGCCUACAAGCUGGCACGACACGCCUACGACCGGCUGCAGGGCCUGCAGAGCCCCGCCCGCUUCCAGAAGUCCAUCGAGCUGGGCAGCCUGACCAUCCGCUCCAAGCCCUUCCACGACAGCGAGGAGCUGGUCCCCCUGUGCUACCGCUGCUCCACCAACAACCCCCUGCUCAACAGCCUGGGCAACGUCUGCGUCAACUGCCGCCAGCCCUUCGUCUUCUCCGCCUCGUCCUACGAGGUGCUGCACCUGGUGGAGUUCUACCUGGAGGAGGGCAUCACCGACGAAGAGGCCGUCGCCCUCAUCGACCUGGAGGCCCCCAGACACAAGCGAGAGAGCAAAUGGCAAGAGGUGACCAGCCCCAAUUCCCAGUCGCUGCGGCUGGACGAGGCCAUGGACCCCAUGGGAGGCGAAGACCCGUUCACCGCCAAGCUGAGCUUCGAGCAAGGCGGUUCCGAGUUCGUGCCCGUGGUCGUGAACCGGACCGCGCUGCGCUCCAUGAGCCGCCGCGACGUCCUCAUCAAGCGCUGGCCGCCGCCCCUGCAGUGGCAGUACUUCCGCUCGCUGCUGCCCGACGCCUCCAUCACCAUGUGUCCCUCCUGCUUCCAGAUGUUCCACUCGGAGGACUAUGAGCUGUUGGUGCUGCAGCACACCUGCUGCCCCUACUGUCGCAGGCGCAUCGACGACCCCGGCCCCUGACCGCACCCGGGUCCCCUGAGCGCCCUGCAGACCCGCGGCCUGCGGAGAGGAAGGAGGAGGGUCCCGGCCGCCCAGAUGCAGUGGUGCUCCAGGGAGGGGCCUCGCGGAACCGCAGGAUUCCUACUUCUGGCACUUUGUGCCUUGUAAAUAGCACCAGGGGCUGGGGAGAGGACGCACCUAUAUUUUCUAAGGAAAAAGAAAAGACCUGAGAGCUCGGGAGCAGCCCGGGUAGUGGAGGGGCAGCCCGGGUA
Messenger RNA from Marmota flaviventris (yellow-bellied marmot), 3833 nucleotides. It is a transcript of the gene Ift122, whose product is annotated as intraflagellar transport 122. Gene Ontology annotation, molecular function: protein binding. Gene Ontology annotation, cellular component: intraciliary transport particle A; non-motile cilium. Lineage: Eukaryota; Metazoa; Chordata; Mammalia; Rodentia; Sciuridae. Gene Ontology annotation, biological process: non-motile cilium assembly; intraciliary retrograde transport; protein localization to cilium. The record is from RefSeq and is a predicted model, not a curated record.